UAAGAACUCCAAUGAACAAGUAAGUGGUAUCAGUCCUUAGUUGUUUCCUUGAGCAAAGACACCAUCGACUCUUGAACCGCUCGUUCGGUCCAGUUAUUAUACUAGAAGCCGUUGACCUGAUACUGGACUAUAUUCCGAAGACCUCAACAAUGAAGAAACUUUUCCUGCUACUGGGCUGUCUUUGCCUAGCACACGGUGGUCCCGCGAAGAAGCAAGUGCUUGAUCCUCAACUGGGUGGUUACGACUAUGGGUAUGCCCAACAUGAGUCUUCGCUAGGCCUGGCCGACUCGGCAGCGUAUUUGGACCCGGAACCAGGCUUAUCAGCAGUCGCGAUUAGCUCCCCUCGAGGUCCCACGAAACCAGGCUACAGCGUGGGCGGGCCGCUGGCCGGCAUCGCGAAAGGUGCAGCGGAACAGGCUCACACACAAUUGAGCAACCAGGAGUCCGCGGCCGGCCAGGCUGCGUAUGUUGCGAAAAACACGUUGGCACAGGCUGCAGCUCAAUCGGCUGCCACCGCAGCAGCUGCGCUCGCUGGCAAGCAGAUCGUGGUGCAGGGCCUGGAGCAGCAAUCGCGGGACGCCCACGUGGCAGUGGAUGGUGAGAAUCUGCAGUUGCAACAAGCGGAGCGUGCAGCGAACGCAGCGCGGACAUCCGCGAAGCAGGCGAUGCACCAGUUGCAGGUGAUCACGGCAGCUUUGAACGCGGCUCAGACCACGGCAGAUCGCGCGGCUCAGGCGGCCGCUGAGGCUUCUGCGGAAUUGGCAGCGCAAACCACAAUGCUGGGCCAGGCCAAGGCCCGAGCGGAAACCGUCGACGAGCAGCUCACAGCUGCGCGUUUAGAUUAUAAGACGACCGAAAACGCUGCAGAGAAUGCCGCAACCGCGGCUGCGGCAGCUCAGAAUAACGCGCAAGCCGCAGCUGCGAGCGUGGCGGAUAGUGCAGGUUCAGCUGCGCUUUUGAGCCACCAGCCUGUGGAAGUUGCGCAGCCGGUCAAACUACCGCAGGACGGUCCUCUCAGGAAGCCCAUCCUGGUUGCCGAAGGAAUCAAAGAGUCCGGCCCUCUCCUCCCGGCUGGAGGUCUCAAGGAAUCCGCGCUUUUAUCCGGACCUCUGCAGGGUCCCGGACCGCAUCUCGCGCAAGGACAGCUUCAACUAGGCGGGCCUCUUCUCGGACCCGGCCCCUUGCAGGAAGCCGGCCCUAUCCGAGCACCUGGCUAUCUGCAAGAAGCUGGUCCUCUCCGAGGACCCGGCUAUCUGCGAGAAUCUGUUCCUCUCCGAGGACCCGGCUAUCUGCUUGAAGCUGGUCCUCUCCGUGGACCCGGCUAUGUGCAAGAAGCUGGUCCUCUCCAAGGACCUCAUGGUGCUCUUCUAGCUUCCGCCGCGGCUGCGGACGCUGCCGAUCUUCGCGCAACCAAUGGAGUCUUUCGUUCCGAACUGAUUACUCUAGCCAACUCCUUACCUGCUGACGGUUACGACACCAAAGGCUAUCGCUAUUAGCUUCCCUUUGGGUCGACGAUCCAAUGGAAUCUAGUUGUUGCUCUUUGAGGUAGUUUCGUGUUGUCUAUACGGACACGGGGCGUAUCUGUUCAGCACCGAUUAGGGAAACGUGCUAACGAGGAGGAUUCAUAUUGCGGUGCGUAUUAUCGUUGCGUAUCAUCGUUGCGUAUCAUGUUUACGAAACAAGGUAUCCCCGUACAGAUUGAUACGCAACAGCGGUACGGCACGCAGUUGCCCAACAAGUAUAUCAACGAAUAUUUUGUCUGAUCGGUGCUGAAACGAUGUGUUCCGUGUCCGCGCAGAUAAUUUGCAUCUACUGUUCGGAAGUACCGGGGUACCGUUGCGUUCCAUAUGUCAGUCUAUGAAAUAAAACGUUGUUGAAACCACCCACUCCGAAUUUCAAAUCCAGCUCUGGAUCACGUCGUUUCUAUUUUCUUCAUUUCAACGGGAAGCUGUACGAUCGAAUGGUGUACUGGAGUUUCAAAUGUUCUGCGCAGGAUAUCGUGGUGUGAACAGAUAAAAACAAAUUAAUUUAUGAUCAUCUAGAGCGCAUCUUCAUCAUCUUAUUUCGCGUAAGAUUGUUUCUAAUCGACAGAUCGUUGGUUCGAACAGAGAUAUCGACGUUUCAUUGAGAAUCGAACAUUCAUCGAAAUUAUACAUUUUCAUCGUUGUGUUUUCGAAACAGUUAUGCGUUUAUUUUAUAUCCAAAAUUAAAAACAUAUUCUUUAAAGUGAA
Molecule: messenger RNA, 2231 nt
Organism: Megalopta genalis
Lineage: Eukaryota; Metazoa; Arthropoda; Insecta; Hymenoptera; Halictidae
Source: RefSeq, a predicted model, not a curated record